Messenger RNA from Cladophialophora bantiana CBS 173.52, 492 nucleotides. RefSeq lists its product as uncharacterized. The record is from RefSeq and is a predicted model, not a curated record. The transcript has 2 exons. NCBI's taxonomy places the organism in Eukaryota, Fungi, Ascomycota, Eurotiomycetes, Chaetothyriales, Herpotrichiellaceae. Bases 1 to 492 code for a protein of 163 amino acids.
AUGGCGCCGUCUCCUAAGCGGACUGAGGCAAUCCCAUCCCUCACUGGGCCAGCAGCUAGUCCCGUUGAGGCACAGGGGGAUGUCGUACACACACAGCCUGGAGAGAAGAUCGAGGAAAACAACAUCAACGAGAAAGCUGACGACCAAAACCAUGAUCAAUCUGAAGACAAAGCCACCGGAGCCGCCCCGGAUACAGCUACCACAGCCUCUCCCAUAUUUCUCGAGAUUCGAGCUUUGCAAGAGAGGCUUAGUCAGUUGCGACAGCAGGCGAUACGCGAGCAAAGUGUCAACGGCCAGCACUUCGCGGAUGAUGAAGGAACGGAGGCCCCGGGUGCCUCCGGAGAGAAACGAUUCCGAAAGCAGAUGAGGGCUCGUUCGGCGAAGAAUGGGAAAAAGACAUGGAAGAACACGCUGAAAAAACUGCAGGUUCUCGAACCAAAUAUGCCUACACCGGACCCUUUAUGCACUCCUUUUCAACUGAUUACGGCGUAG